Molecule: messenger RNA, 2118 nt
Organism: Aspergillus nomiae NRRL 13137
Lineage: Eukaryota; Fungi; Ascomycota; Eurotiomycetes; Eurotiales; Aspergillaceae
Product: UTP25 family protein
Exons: 6
Coding region: 1-2118 (705 amino acids)
Biological process (GO): maturation of SSU-rRNA from tricistronic rRNA transcript (SSU-rRNA, 5.8S rRNA, LSU-rRNA)
Cellular component (GO): small-subunit processome; nucleolus
Molecular function (GO): U3 snoRNA binding; rRNA binding
Source: RefSeq, a predicted model, not a curated record
AUGGCUCCCCCUCGGAAUAGAGGUCCCAAGGGCCGUGGAACUCGUGCCAGAGCUCCUGUCAAGAGGAAAAAUGGCUUCACAACAUCCCGAGUAGACGAGAUAGAGUCAGAAGAAUCCUCAAGCGGAGAGGAGGGUCAGUUCGAAGACAACCUUGGAGAUGAAAUGGAUGAAGAUGAUGGUCUCAUGGACGAUGCAUCGUCAGGCAGCGACGAGGACGAAGAAGACGACAAGUCGGCCCGUCCAUAUAACGAAUUGCUUCAGCUACUCAAUACAACCGCUGACUCGAAAGGGCCGGCACGCAAAAAGAGAAAGACCGAACACAAGAACGACAAAGAAGAGGCAGCUCGGAAUGACACGGUUGUCGCCGCCAGCGAAGAGGAGUUACUGGAAGAUGACGACUUGCAGCUGCAGGAACCUUCUGAUGAAGAGGACGAAGAUAACUUGGAUGAGGCAGAUGGCGAUGAUCAAGCCGACAGUGACAAUGAAGACGAUAAUGAUCCCUUCGAAACACAUUUCUCAGGCAAAAAAGAAGACGAACUGGCUAAGCAAAUCAAGGCUGUAGAGGAUAAUAAAUGGAAAACUCUGAAAAAAGAGCUCCCCGGGACGAGUAUCGCGAAUUUAAAGCUCAAGAAAAAGUUGAAGGCGCCUGCUCUGGAGCAUAUCUCCCAGAUCAGCGGCCAUGCCCAGCAACUCGCCCCGUACAUCUUUGAUUAUCAAGACGUCUUGUAUGGCGCCAGAAAAUCAUCCAAUUCGACCCAGUUACGAAACCUUCUGGCAGUCCAUGCCGUUAAUCAUGUAUUGAAGACCCGGGACCGUGUGCUCAAGAACAACGCUCGUGUCGCAAAGGAACAAGAUGCCGACCUCGAUCUGCGGGAUCAAGGCUUCACCAGGCCCAAGGUGCUGUAUCUUCUCCCGACCAAACAAGCUUGCGUGCGUGUCGUAGAGUCAAUCACCCAGCUCUUUCAACCUGAGCAGCAAGAAAACAAGAAGCGUUUCAUGGACACUUUCUCUGCAACGGACGACAAGUCCUGGGAGAGCAAACCGGACGACUUUCGCGAGUUAUUCGGUGGAAACGACGAUGACAUGUUCCGACUAGGCCUCAAAUUCACGAGAAAGACUGUCAAAUUUUUUGCGCAAUUUUACGCUUCAGAUAUGAUCCUUGCCAGCCCACUUGGUCUGCGCACGAUCAUGGACCAGGCUGAUGCGAAGAAACGUGACCAUGACUUUUUGUCUUCUAUUGAAGUCGUUAUAGUAGAUCAGGCCGAUGCCCUUCUUAUGCAGAAUUGGGAUCACGUCGACUAUAUCUUCAAACAUCUCAACCUGCAGCCGAGGGAGGCGCACGGCUGUGAUUUCAGCCGCGUGCGGACAUGGUAUCUCGACAACAACGCACGAUAUGUCCGUCAAAUGAUCAUGCUAGCUUCCUUUAUUACCCCAGAGAUCAACUCGGUCUUCUCGACCCAUAUGCUGAACGUCUCUGGCAAGAUUAAAAUGACGCCAGUAUAUGCUGGGGCCAUCUCUGAGAUCCCACUCCCAGUAUCCGUGAAGCAGACCUUCUCCCGAUUCGACAGUCUCUCGCCGGCGAAAGACCCCGACGCGCGAUUCAAGCACUUCACCACGACCGUGCUCUCCUCUUUAGUCCGCAAUAUCACAUCUGGUCGGGGGAACAAUAGCGGUGGAACCUUGAUCUUUAUCCCGUCGUACCUAGAUUUCGUCCGUGUACGCAAUUACUUUGCUACUUCCGCGCAGACGACAAACGUCUCCUUCGGCGCGAUUUCUGAAUACUCGGACACUCGGGACAUCAUGCGAGCUCGUACACACUUUAUGAAUGGCCGACACUCCGUAUUGCUCUACACAGAAAGAUUCCACCAUUUCCGGCGGUACCAGGUCCGUGGCGUCAAACGUGUCAUCAUGUAUGGAGUGCCAGAAAACCCAACAUUCUGGGGGGAGAUUGUGGGAUUCUUAGGCCUGGAUCCGGCGGCGAUCGAUGAGGCGGCCGAGGGAGGCGUCCGCGCACUGUUUUCCAAGUGGGAUGCCCUGAAACUGGAGAGGAUCGUUGGAACCAAACGAGUUGGGAAUAUGCUGCGGGAGAAGGGAGGUGACACAUUUACAUUUGUAUAG